AUCGUCUUUGCAAAGAGAAGGGCACAGCCGAGCCCCCUUCUUCCUUUUGUGAAGACGCCAGCAAGUUGCAGCCGAGCCCCUUGCAUCCCCAAGUCACUGCAGUGGGUCUUCCUCCACCCGUGGGCAUGGACUUGCAAUCAGUGCUGACGCUGGGCGGUCUCUUGGGAGUGUUUCUCGCUGUGUUUGCCUCCUCUGCAAGAAUGCUGGUGGACUCCAAUGGUAGUCUAAGACGAAAAGCACGGACAAAACGGCAAUCAUGUGAUGGUGCUCUCAUUGCAGUAGUGAGGAGACAUUAUUCUUCUUCUUCUUCUUGGAUGGGCCGUGACGCUGCUGGCGGGGGCAUCGAGUGCCCAUUUUACCUGAGCGCGUUGCAGGGCGUGUACGGCCCGUCGGUGGGGCUGCACCCCAACCUGAGCCUGCCGUUCAACAUGACACUCAAAGACGGAGAUCCCAUUGUUCUGUGGGUGGGUGGGCAUGGCUCCAUAUGGAUCGGCCAGCGAGUGUGUGUAUGUGUGUCUGUGUGUGUAUGCGUGUCUGUGUGUGUGCGCAGUAUUGCAACGAGCUGCUGUCCUUCUACAAUACCACAUCGAACCAAACACAAAGUGACCAAUGUUCAUCAUGACGCAGAAACACAGACACCGUCCGGAUCUCUCUCUCUCUCUCUCUGUGUGUGUGUCUAUGACCCCACCACUGCGCAUGCAGCGCUUCCCAUGAAGCCCCAGCAGUUUUGCGCUCCAACGAUGGACGGCAAGAGCAGGUGCACCUGCCAGGUUUUCCCAUGGGAGCGCACAGACAACCGCACAGACAUGCCGGUGUGCCUCCCGCUGCCCAAAGAGCUCAAGGAGAAGUGGGUCAGCGACACUUCCUUCGUGCAACAUACACGUGGCUAGCUAGAGUAGGGCGGCGCGCAUUGUGUAUGUGUGUAUCGUGUGUCGUGUGUCUCUGGCUCUCUGUGUCACUGUUGAGCUCUCGUGGCUUUCUCCUGUGCACCAUCAAUCAACGUACCCAUUGCUGCAUUCAUCAGGUCAAACACAACCUGGG
This is a messenger RNA of Vitrella brassicaformis, 1041 nucleotides long. The record is from the annotation of a GenBank genome assembly. Lineage: Eukaryota; Vitrellaceae.